Molecule: messenger RNA, 318 nt
Organism: Botrytis deweyae
Lineage: Eukaryota; Fungi; Ascomycota; Leotiomycetes; Helotiales; Sclerotiniaceae
Exons: 4
Coding region: 1-318 (105 amino acids)
Biological process (GO): mitochondrial electron transport, ubiquinol to cytochrome c
Source: RefSeq, a predicted model, not a curated record
AUGAGACCUACUUCAAUUCUUAGAUCUGGUGGUGACGGAGAGGUUGGAAAGUACGGAAAAUAUCUUGGUGGCUGGGGUAACUUGGGCUCUCAACCCCAGAAGGGUGUCGCAUCAUAUGCACUCAGUGCCAACCGACAACGUCCUCUCGCCGGUGCCUUGAACGCAGCUAUCUUCAACACCUGGAGACGAUUCCGUGGCCAAGUCCUUUAUGUUGCACCACCAUUUAUUAUCGCAUACACUGCCAUGGAAUGGGCUAUUGAGAGAAACGAAUACUUGAACUCUAAGCCAGGAAGACUGGAGUUUGGUGGCGAGGAAUAG